CAUCAAAGCGUUCACGUUCACAGCCGCACUUUCUGUUUUCAUUUGGGGGAAAGGGCUUCAGAGUGAGAGUGUUCACCUCGCACGACCACAGAUAUCGUCUCUGGACUCCGGAAAAGAAGCGUAAUGGAAAACGGUUCCGUCUCAACUGGUGACACUGAGCUGGACCAGGCUGUCAGGCAGUGGCUGCAGUAUGACAAGAACCCAAAAACAGUGUCUAUGGUGCAGGACCUGGCGAAGGAGGGAGCAGUGGAGGCUCUAAAGAAAUGUUUCUCCUCCAGGAUGGAGUUUGGUACAGCAGGUCUGAGAGCAGCCAUGGGCCCCGGCAUAUCCUGUAUGAAUGACCUCACUAUCAUCCAGACUACACAGGGUUUCUGUCGCUACUUGGAGAAGAGUUUUGGGAACCUAAAGGAGCGAGGGGUGGUGAUUGGUUACGAUGCCCGUGCCCACCCUCCCAGUGGGGGCAGCAGCAAGCGUUUUGCCAGCCUGGCUGCAGCUGUUUUCAUCAGCCAAGGGGUUCCUGUCCACCUCUUCUCUGACAUCACCCCUACACCGUUUGUGCCUUUCACAGUUUCCCAUCUGGGUCUGUGUGCUGGUAUCAUGGUGACUGCCUCUCACAACCCCAAACAGGACAAUGGCUACAAGGUUUAUUGGGAGAAUGGCGCUCAGAUUGUGUCUCCUCAUGACAAAGGAAUCUCCAAGGCCAUAGAGGAGAACCUGGAGCCUUGGCCUGAGUCUUGGAAUGCAGAGGAGGCCUUGAAGAGUCCCUUGCUUAAAGACCCCUAUCAGGACACCCACACAGAAUACUUCAAAGCCAUCCAGAAACACUGUCAUCACAGGGGCAUAAACAAGACUUCAGAGGUGAAAAUUGUGCAUACAUCUGUGCACGGUGUCGGCCAUGCGUUUGUCCAAUCAGCUUACAAGGCAUUUGACCUUCACCCGCCGUACGCUGUGGAAGAACAGAAAGAUCCCGACCCAGAAUUCCCCACUGUCAAAUAUCCCAAUCCUGAGGAGGGAGAGGGAGUCCUGACAUUGUCGUUUGCACUGGCGGAGAGGGAGGGGGCCACUGUGGUGUUGGCAAAUGAUCCUGACGCUGAUCGUCUGGCCAUUGCUGAGAAGCAGGAGAGUGGACAGUGGCGAGUGUUCAGUGGUAAUGAGUUGGGAGCGUUGCUUGGUUGGUGGAUGUUCCGCUGCUGGAAACAGCAAAACUCUGACGCUGCUGCUGUGAAAAACCUCUACAUGCUGUCAAGCACUGUCUCAUCCAAGAUACUGCGCGCCAUAGCUCUCAAGGAGGGCUUCCACUUUGAGGAAACAUUAACAGGGUUCAAGUGGAUGGGGAACAGAGCCAGAGACCUUUUGGACCAGGGCAAGACUGUCCUCUUUGCCUUUGAAGAGGCCAUAGGGUAUAUGUGUAGUCCCUCUGUAUUGGACAAGGAUGGAGUUAGUGCUGCCGCCAUAGCGGGAGAGAUGAUUUCCUAUCUGGCCACUGUUAACACCAGCCUUUCUCAGCAGCUCACCGCUGUCUAUAAAGAGUAUGGCUACCACAUCACUAAGAACUCCUACUUCAUCUGCCAUGAUCAGAUUGUGAUCCGCAGCUUGUUCGAGCGCCUGCGCAACUACAGUGGCCAGAAGGACUCGUAUCCCACCAAAUGUGGUCGGUUCUCCGUCUCUGCCGUACGAGACCUGACCACAGGCUAUGAUAGCAACCAACCUGAUAAGAAGGCUGUUCUUCCCACUUCCAGUUCCAGUCAGAUGAUCACCUUUAACUUCUCUAACGGGGGUGUGGCCACCAUGAGAACCAGUGGCACUGAACCAAAAAUCAAAUACUACACUGAGCUCUGUGCUGCUCCUGGUAACAGUGAUGUGGCACACCUGAAGAAGGAACUGGAUGACUUGGUUGAUGCCAUCAUUGAAAACUUCUUUGAGCCACAGAAGAACAAGUUGCAGCCCAAACCAGAGUAGCACUGAUUAGGCAAAUAAAUCACAAUCAGGACAAGUUGUGGCCAAUAUCUCUGACCAGCAUUUCACAUUAUGUCUUAAUUUCUCCGGAAGGGAUUCUUGAUCUAAUACAGGCUUCAUUUUGCUUUAUAACUCCAUUAAUGACUAUUCUACCGCAUUCUGUUGUUACUAGUUGGACCAGGAAGAGAUCUGGAUACCAUACCAUUGCCUAGUGAUGAAUCUGUCUUUAUUUUAAUAAUCUGCAAAGUCAGUGGCCUCAACUAACCUCCACUUUGACUUUGUUCAGCCAUGCAUCUGUUUUUGGGGUGUAGUUAUGGGUCGAGUGCCAGUACAGCAGUCAUCAUGCAUGAAAGUCACAUGAUUUGGAUUAAGUUUAUCACAUUGCUGGAGAUCUUAAACCACAGCUGUAAAAUGUUUGUCAUGCUAAAGCCAAAGUCCUUCCUGCUUCCCGACUGUGUGUUAGAUGCACGGAUUACUGUAUAUUCACUUGAAUUUAACAUCAUGCAUUCCAAACUGUGCUUCAGCAUCAACUGCAAGGCUGCUAACUUAAAGAGUGACAGCAGAGUGUAAGCAAGAAUUGCUGAAGCUGAUAUUGUAACUAACUUUAAUGGAUGUUUUAAACUGCUGUUAAACUUUGAAUGUGUAAUAUCUUAGUUAAUUAGUGAGGUAUAACAUUGAAAGUGACAGUAGAAUACUUUUUAAGUUUUAAAUCAGUGCCACGUGUGAAAAAUCUGACAUCUGACAUGUGUAAUUAGCCGCUCACCUCUCCUGAUGUGCCUCGUAUUCUAAAACACUGUGCUGAAAAGACAGUUUCUUUCAAUAAACUAAAAUAACUGUCUCAGUGAUAUGCUUCC
Messenger RNA from Seriola dumerili (greater amberjack), 2810 nucleotides. RefSeq names its product phosphoglucomutase 2 (gene pgm2). The transcript is spliced from 13 exons. Bases 124 to 1959 code for a protein of 611 amino acids. Lineage: Eukaryota; Metazoa; Chordata; Actinopteri; Carangiformes; Carangidae. Gene Ontology annotation, biological process: carbohydrate metabolic process; purine ribonucleoside salvage. The record is from RefSeq and is a predicted model, not a curated record. Gene Ontology annotation, molecular function: phosphopentomutase activity; magnesium ion binding.